GCGGCGUUUGACGGCUAGGAAGCGACGAGAAGAAGAAGGAAGCGGUGGCAGUGGCUGCGGCGGUGGCUGCCCGGGAGGCUGCGGCGGGCGUCGAGGUGGGCACGGCGACGCGGGCCGGGGAGUGAGCGGCGGCGGCCGGGCGGGCAGGCUGGGCGGCGGGCCCGAUGUGGCUGCAGCAGCGCCUGAAGGGGCUACCGGGGCUGCUGUCGAGCAGCUGGGCCCGCCGCCUCCUCUGCCUCCUCGGCCUCCUGCUCCUCCUCCUGUGGUUCGCGAGCUCCGGGGCGCGGCGGGCGGCGGGCGGCCUGCACCUGCCGUCCUGGGCCCGCAGCGAACCGGGCGCCGCCGAGCCGUCCGCCUGCCUAGAGGCGGCCACCCGCGCGUGGCGCAGCCUGCGUGAUCGCGGCGAGGCAGUGCCGCUGGGCCCCGGGGUGCCAGCCCUAGUAGCCAACGGCUUUCUGGCUCUGGACGCCGCCCACAACAGGCUGUGGGUGACGCCCGGAGAGCGGGAGCCUGCCGUGACGCCGGACUUCGUGCCCUUCGUGCAGCUACGCCCGCUGAAUGUGCUGGCUGAGGCUGGUGAGGCGGUGCUGCUGCUGCGGGAGGGCCUGCUGCGCCGAGUGCGCUGCCUGCAGCUGGGGACCCCGGGCUCGGGCCCCGUCGCUGGUGUCCCUGGGCCCGCCUCGGCCUCCGGGCUCUCCGCGGGGUCGGGCCGUGACUGCGUGCUACUUCAAGAGGACUUCCUGGCGCACCGAGGCCGACCCCACGUCUAUCUGCAGCGCAUCCAGCUCAACAAUCCCACGGAGCGCGUGGCCGCGUUGCAGACUGUGGGACCCACCGCGGCCCCCGUCCCCAAGUCCUUCACCAGCACCCUGGAGAAGGUCGGAGACCAUCAGUUCCUUCUCUAUUCGGGCCGGUCCACACCCCUUCCGUCAGGGCUGGUGCAUCUGGUAGUGGUGGCCUCUAAGAAGUUAGUGAACAGACUCCAGGUGGCUCCCAAGACGCAGCUGGACGAGAUGGUGCUGUGGGUGGUGCAUGUCUCUGGUCCCAUGCACCCUCAGGUGCUCAAAAGCAAAGGAACCAAGGAGCUCAAGGCGCUGCAGGACAUGGCACGGAAGGAAAUGCUGGAGUUGUUGGAAAUGCCCGCCUCGGAGCUGCUUCAGGAUCACCAGCGCCUCUGGGCCCAGCUGUUCAGCCCGGGUGUGGAGAUGAAGAAGAUCACAGACGCCCACACGCCAUCUGGCCUGACCGUCAACCUGACACUGUACUACAUGCUGUCCUGCUCACCAGCCCCUCUGCUUAGCCCUUCCCUGAGCCACAGGGAACGAGACCAGAUGGAGGCAACACUCAACUAUGAAGACCACUGCUUCAGCGGCCAUGCCACCAUGCAUGCUGAGAACCUGUGGCCUGGCCAGCUCUCCUCAGUGCAGCAGAUCCUGCAGCUGGCUGACCUGUGGAAGCUGACCCUUCAAAAGCGCGGCUGCAAGGGGCUGGUGAAGGUCGGCGCGCCGGGCAUCCUGCAAGGCAUGGUGCUCAGCUUCGGUGGGCUACAGUUCACAGAAAACCAUCUGCAGUUCCAGGCCGACCCUGAGGUACUCCACAACAGCUAUGCGCUGCAUGGCAUCCGCUACAAGAACGACAACAUCAACCUGGCGGUGCUGGUGGAUGCCGAGGGCAAGCCCUACCUGCAUGUGUCUGUGGAGUCCCGAGGCCAGCCUGUCAAGAUCUACGCCUGUGAGGCAGGCUGCCUCCAUGACCCGGUGGAGCUGACCUCGGAGCCUGAGGGCCACACCUUCUCUGUCAUGGUGACACAGCCCAUUACACCUCUGCUGUACAUCUCCACCGACCUCACACACCUGCAGGACCUGCGGCACACACUGCACCUUAAGGCCAUCCUGGCCCACGAUGAGCACAUGGCCCAGCAGGAUCCCGGCUUGCCCUUCCUCUUCUGGUUCAGUGUGGCCUCCCUCAUCACCCUCUUCCACCUCUUCCUCUUUAAACUCAUCUAUAAUGAGUACUGUGGGCCUGGAGCCAAGCCCCUCUUCAGGAGCAAGGCCAGGCUUUCAGGGAAAGCAGUGCUUGGCCCUCAGGAGCAGGCAUCAAACGGAGGCAGGUCUGAGUCCCUCACGAUGGGGGAACCAGUGGAGACUUGGGUCGGAAAGCAAUGUGGAGAAGACCUUCCCGGUAGCCAGCCUUUGGCCAGCUAUGAUAGAAAAGGAAGAUCCCAGUGUUUGAGUGAACCUCGACUCCCACUCUCUGCCACCGUUUGCACAAGACACUCAGCAUUGAGCAUCCCGCUGCCGUGUGAACAGGGAGCCUUUGGAAGCACCAACCCUUUGUGCCUUGUGGGGGACAGUGACUCAGAAGCGCUUGUGGGUACAAGAGUUUGCACUGGAGGGGAAGGAGGGCCGAGGACUUGUGUAAGUUUUCCCGUCAAUAAAACAAACCCGUAGGGAGAAUACUUGAAGUUGAGCGCACUCCUUCCACUUCCCCCAUUUCUUCUAUCCAGGAAAUAGAGCUUCUUUAAAGACUUGUUUAGGAAAGAUUGUGUUCUUUUCCUAAUUUAAUGUGUUCUUUCUUGAAUGGAUUUCUAAUUUAUUUUUGUUGAAGAUUUGCUGGAUGGCUUUUCGUCCACCGUAGAUCAGGACUGUUGGUGACAACAAUCAAUCCCUGCCACCUCAUUGGCACCAGAGGCCCCACACAGUCUGGAGGCUGGGCCUGACUCCAGCUGACCACCCUGCCUGGGGAAGGUGUGGUUCCCCGCCCUCCCUCCGCUGGUUUGCACAUUGCCUCUUUCCUACUUUGAGCCAGCGGGGUCUGUGCUUUUGUACUUCGGGUCCCUGGGAGGUGUUUAACUUUCUAGUGAUGAUGGUUGUUGGGUUUUGAAAUACCAAAGCUUUUUUGUUCUUUUUUAAAUAAAUAUCUUUCAAAUUUC
Messenger RNA from Meriones unguiculatus (Mongolian gerbil), 2932 nucleotides. RefSeq names its product KIAA2013 ortholog. NCBI's taxonomy places the organism in Eukaryota, Metazoa, Chordata, Mammalia, Rodentia, Muridae. The coding region runs from base 165 to 2450 and encodes 761 amino acids. The transcript is spliced from 4 exons. The record is from RefSeq and is a predicted model, not a curated record.